ACUCCUCACCAGUCACCACCAUCACAGCACAGCACAGCACAGCAGAGUACUCCUACUCCAUCAUCGCCACAACUUGAGACUUGAGAGUGAGUGAGAGCGAAGACCAAGGACGGCCAUGGCGGUGCUGAGGAAGGAGGCGGUGCUGGCGGCUCUGAUGCUGGCGCUGGUGGUGCUUGCGGCGGCGCCGGGCGGGGCGCGCGCGGCGUGCGACGCGUCGCAGCUGGCGGUGUGCGUGUCGGCGAUCACCGGCGGGGCGCCGCCGACCACCGUGUGCUGCGCGAACCUGAAGGCGCAGCAGGGGUGCUUCUGCCAGUACGCCAAGGACCCCGCCUACGGCCGCUACAUCAAGAGCCCCAACGCCCGCAAGACUCUCGAGUCCUGCCACCUCGCCGUCCCAACCUGCUAGGCGCCUGAGCCUAGCACCCACAUACUCUUGCUAUAUCCGUCUGUCUGUGACGAGAUUAGCAAGCCUAGCUGAGUGACUGAGUGAGUGAGCGCGUACUCGCAUGUGGUGAGUGCUAUAUGCUCGUAUUGUUGGAAUAAAAUGAUGAUUUGCUA
This is a messenger RNA of Lolium perenne, 558 nucleotides long. Its product is annotated as non-specific lipid-transfer protein 2G. The record is from RefSeq and is a predicted model, not a curated record. Lineage: Eukaryota; Viridiplantae; Streptophyta; Magnoliopsida; Poales; Poaceae. Gene Ontology annotation, biological process: lipid transport.